Molecule: messenger RNA, 2498 nt
Organism: Lentinula edodes (shiitake mushroom)
Lineage: Eukaryota; Fungi; Basidiomycota; Agaricomycetes; Agaricales; Omphalotaceae
Exons: 3
Coding region: 166-2268 (700 amino acids)
Source: RefSeq, a predicted model, not a curated record
ACAUAUGUCAAUUCUUGAUUAGGGCAAUGAACCGGCACAUCUUCACUCCAUUCAUACGCCGUCCUCGAGGUUACCGAAACUGAUAGGAACAUUGGAGAUCGGUGAUAAAAAGUCUAACGAUGGGACUUCUAUGUUCAAUUUGUUCGCUAAUCAUGCCAAUCCUCAAUGGACCUUGAAAAGGCUGGCUGCUUCUCUCGUUUUCCUUCCAAAAUCCUCUCUCUUAUGCGCCCCGCAUCCUCAUAUGACGGAAAUACUACCGACCAGUAUACAUUAUACGAACAUCGUAUAAGAGGGCUCUCGUCUGCCAUCUGGCUGACGCAGAUACAGCCCUUUCCUCUAGGAGUUCCCCCUAGAGAACCACGCAUCCUUCGAGCCUACCGUGCAAUUGCCACACUGCUGACAACCAACUCCAUUGACGAAGGCCCUAUCACAGUCACUGGUGCGCCCGAAGUCGAUGCCUCCCUACGCGUGACGAUAGUAGCUCCUCAGUUUCUCAAUCCUGUCUCUGGGUCUGCGCGCGCGCAUUUUCGGAAAAUUGGCGACCAGAAACCUUCAAUAUCAGUUGAAAAAAUAUCAGUUGAAAAUACCGAAUCGCGUGCAAUGCAGGACCUUCCCGAAUUUGCCCAGCACGGUCCCGCACCUAUUGAUAUAGUGAAGCACAGUGCGGAUAUUUUUCAAAACCUAUUACACAGAUCACAGACCCCAACUUCUAGCCCGGAGAGCUUGAGGGUCUUCCGCCUCAUCUUGAGCCGCUGUUGCAUGGAGGUGAAAGCCCGUCUAGAUGCGGCCCAGUUUCUUCUCCAUUUCUACGGCGCUAUGACCCUCACCAGCGUUUUCAGAGGCUGGUCUCCUCGGCCUGAGGAUGUGUUGGAGUCUCGUGAUCCCUGGGAGGUAGUAGAAGAUCCGUGUCUUGUGCAUGAAUUGCAACAAGAACGCAUUCCGGUGCAGUUGUUCAAUGGCCAAAUGCGUUUCUAUUUCGGAGUUAAAACCGCUACUCGUUGGAUGGGAACUUUGCGCAAAACACUCGAGGAAUUAGUGGACGCCACGAAUCGGUAUGCCUUGAAGGAUUCAUCAGGACCCCAUCUCACUAGAAUGGCCAAAGCGAUGAGAACACUAGCACAUCUUUUGAAUACCCAGCCUAUUCAAAAGAUUUUCAAUUCACGGUCUCUUCAAACACAAUUGGACAUGCUGCGUAAGAGGAGAUCUCACUUUUCGAUUGAUGUAGUGCCAGCCGGCUCAGUUUUGAAGAUUAUUGAAGAUGAACGUCAAAUCGGCGAGACAGCAGGACAUCAUGUACUGCGUUAUCUUUUUUCAUUGGUUUCGUGGUAUAAGGCAGCUACAGUAGAUCUUCCCAGCCUCAUGAUGCGCUUGGCCAAUAGUCCUCCAGUUCUAUAUAUCGUACGGGUUCCAGUUCUACGCCCUCAGGCAAGGCCAAAAAUGCACUCUCCUAUCUUCAUCGCUAGAGAGGAAUUGAAUCGGUUUCUUACCUCGGAAGAUAUUGAAUAUGCUUACACAUCGAGGGAGCUGCAGAAAUUUAAUACCGCACUCGAUGAGCUCUUCGCGAGGAGACCGGCAGUAUCUUAUCCUACUUCGUCCACAUCACUAAAUGGAACCCCUUCAGAGGAUUUUCCCGGAAGCAUGCAUUCAGCAGGCGUUGCUCUCGCUGUGAUGAACGGCGACUCAUCUUCCAGCUCCCCUUAUCCGACGUCUCCUCAUUGGGUCCCAACGGAGACAAAACCUCGGAAAGCUCGAACGAUUCUGUCUUCUGUCCACUCGAGUCAGAUCUCUCCUGAGUACCUUGUUAGGCCCUCUCAUGGGGGUUUCGCCACAUCGUCUAAAAGGUGCUGCUAUUGCUGCAGUCUUUUAGACGAGAUUCUUUCUUCAUCUGUUCACAAUUCUUCCAGCCCUGAUAGUUUUUCAGAACCAACUGCGCCGUUCAAAGACCACUAUGGGAUUGUCGUCCCUUGGACUCCACCUCCCCUCGGAUACGGACUCGGCGUCAAGACCCUGGCGCUGUUAGAACGCGAACUGACUGCCCUACUAUUAGGAGGCAUUCUUAAAAAUUUAGACCAUGUGUUUUCGACAACUAAUGAGGCUAGAGCACAUCUUGACGACGACAUGUUGGCCUCUUACUCUGGAUCUUCUCACUCUCAAAUACCCGGCCGCCUGCAACGUUCCUCUAGGCUACCGACAGUAUUCGAGGUCUCAGAAAGUAAUCGUCGCAAUAAUAACCACUCACGAACCAACGGAGAGCGCUCCUAUCAAUAACAACUUCGUUCCUCUCAAUCUCAUACUUUAUGCUUCUUGAUCCGGACGUUUGUUCGAUGCUUCCUUGUUGUAUAUCGAUCGCUUCAUCACUGUAGCUCUAUCUUGCGUCUUUGAACUUUCUUGUACAUCGUUAUGCAGUACUUCGAUGUAUCCAACAUCUCUCGAACUUUUUGUUUAACCUUUCUACUUCAGUCAUGUACAGUACUCAUCGACAUAAUACUCGACAUCGU